AUGUCAGAUUCUUCAAGCAACUUAAUCAGCAUAUAUAAUUUAAACAUAUCCCAACCAGCUAUUAGCCAAAUAAUUAAUGAACUUAACGAACGCAAUAAUAAUAUAUCUCUUGCACGGAUCCCGGGACACGUCGGCAUACCAGGCAACGAAAAAGCUGACUUAAAAGCUAAAGAUACUACAGGUACCUCCAUUUUUGAAAUAUGUCCUCACAUAUCAGAUCAUGACUUUCAAAAUUGUAUUAAAUUCAAUUAUAUUGAUGAAUGGCAAAGCCUUUGA
Molecule: messenger RNA, 276 nt
Organism: Macrosiphum euphorbiae (potato aphid)
Lineage: Eukaryota; Metazoa; Arthropoda; Insecta; Hemiptera; Aphididae
Source: the annotation of a GenBank genome assembly